AUGGCGAACACUGCUGGAACAGAGUAUCUUGUCAAGGGUGCCACAAAGCGACAGGCCAUUCUUGAUGCAAUCCCCGCAAAAUGGCGACUUGAACAUCCCAUACCUCCAGCGACUGAGGUCCGUGAUUUUACAGGUCAUUAUAUCCAACAGUAUCUGAGCGAACGUGAGAUCGACAUCACAGAAUCAGAUGCUGUCGAUAUCGUCGCGGAAACCACUUCAGGUCGCUGGACUGCUUUGGAAGUCACCGAGGCGUUUUGUCACCGAGCAGCACUGGCACAUCAGUUCGUAAGCUGUCUACACGAAAUAUUCUUCGAUGCAGCCAUAGAAGACGCAAAACAGCUUGACGCCUACUUCGCCCAACACAAAGCUCCUAUCGGCCCAUUACAUGGCCUACCAAUUAGUCUGAAAGAUCAAUUCCAUGUCAAAGGGGUAGAAACCACAAUGGGAUAUGUAGGCUGGAUCAAUACAUUCGAAGGGAAAUCCAACGACCCCCGGCGCACUGUAACAGAAAGCGAACUAACAAGAGAACUCCGCAACCUGGGCGCAGUACUCUACUGCAAGACUAGCGUUCCUGCAACUCUCAUGUCUGGAGAAACAGUCAACAAUAUCAUCGGCUAUACCUGGAACCCUAAGAACAGAUUCCUAUCAAGCGGUGGCAGCUCCGGUGGCGAGGGCGCAUUAAUUGCACUGCGUGGCUCUCCUGCUGGAUUUGGGACAGAUAUCGGUGGGAGUGUGCGAAUCCCUGCGGGUUUUAAUUCUUUAUAUGGGCUGAGGCCAUCUGCGGGGCGGAUACCGUAUCAGGGUGUUGCGAAUUCGAUGGAUGGACAGAAUUCUAUUUUAUCUGUUAUUGGACCACUUGCACUAACGGCUCGCUCAUUGGCAUUGCUUUUUAAGGCGGUUUUGAGUCAACAACCUUGGUUGCAUGAUCCCCUUGCGUUGGAGUUGCCGUGGCGGGAUGAUGUCGUUCUUCAGACAAGAGAUUUGAUUCAGAGAGCUGGACGUGGAGAAUCGACUCUUGCUUUUGGGUUGAUGCGAUAUAAUGUUGUGGCCAAGGUUCAUCCUCCCAUUGCAAGGGGUUUGAAUAUCGUUGAGCAGACUUUGAAACGACUGGGACAUAGAGUCAUUACUUGGGAUCCACCAUCUCAUAUGAUAGCCCAUGAGCUGGGUGGCGAAAUAUUUGAUAUGGACGGCGGUGCAGAUAUCAGGUAUCAUUUUGGACUAUCUGGUGAGACGAAAGCAGAACAGGUUAUUCUCACUGAGAAUGGCCCCGAGAUAGCUGCAUCAGCUAUUGCUGCGCUGAAUAUUGCAAAGCGCGAAUACCAGAAACAGUACAUGGAUUACUGGAAUAGUACCGCAGAUCUUACAGGAACAGGUCGUCCAGUCGAUGGAUUACUUUGUCCUUUGGCUCCUCAUGCUGCGGUCAUCCCUGGCCAGUAUGGCAACGUUGGCUACACAACCUUUGUGAAUGUGCUGGACUAUACCAGUGUGUCCAUUCCUGUGACUUUCGUUGAUAAAUCCAUCGACGUCCGUCCAGAGAAUGUAUCAGACACUGAACUGGACCAUGUUGAGUGGGAUUAUGACGCUGAGACAUAUGACGGUGCCCCGGUGGGUAUUCAGCUGGUGGGAAGACGGCUGCAAGAAGAGAAGAUAUUGACACUUGCUGAGUAUAUCGGAGGGGAGGUUGCUCGGGAGGUGGCAAACAGCACUUGA
Penicillium malachiteum is the source of this 1710-nucleotide messenger RNA. RefSeq names its product putative general amidase GmdA (gene gmdA). The transcript has 4 exons. The coding region runs from base 1 to 1710 and encodes 569 amino acids. The record is from RefSeq and is a predicted model, not a curated record. Lineage: Eukaryota; Fungi; Ascomycota; Eurotiomycetes; Eurotiales; Aspergillaceae.